UCAAUGACAGUUUAUUGGAGACAAACUUUUCUUUUUGAGAAAAUUACACAUUAUUUUAAGUUUAUAGAGACACGCAAAAUGCUUUUACAGAUUAAAAUUUAUUUAAUAACUGUUAUGUAUGUGUUUGGUGCUUUGUUUAUUAUUUUAUUUCCACCGCGAAAUUAUGAACAAUCAGGAGCUAAAAUGAGAACAGUGAGAUCUCUUGGAGCAGAUCUAAAAUUCAACCGAUAUUUUGAUCACAAAACCGUGAUGGAAGAGUCGAAACGAAUUGCCCACGAGGACAAGUCGGUUGCUCGAGUGGUCUACCUGAAACCAACCACCUUUGAGAACCGAAGUAUUGUAGCAUUAGAGCUACAUAGUGAUAGACAAAGCAAGAAGCCAGGGAUUCUAGUUAUUGGAGGAUUGAAUGGAAUGGCAUGGGGAGCUCCUAACGCGAUCCUGGAACUGGCAGACAAGUUGUUGUAUGAUAGCAACUACCAAACCCCUUUCUUUAAUGAUUACGAUUGGUAUCUGAUACCCAUGGGCAAUCCUGACGGUCUCCACUUCACUCAAACCCUACGCGACUUGAGACCCGUAGACCCACUAAUAUGGUCUCGAAAUAUAACGGCAAGAAACAAAACCCGCCCUAACCAUUGGCACAAAAAUGUGGACAAGGAAAAUGCGCAAGAGACUUGCUUUGGUACCAACGUUAAUCGCAAUUUCGCUUAUCACUGGCAAGACGACGUACACAGAACGCCUGAACGUUGCUCACAGUUCUACCCAGGCGUUAAACCAUUUUCUACGAGUGAAUCUCAGGCUAUUCGCAAAUACGUCGAUCGUCUCGGAGACAUUAUUCAUCUUGCAAUACAUUUGCAUGCCAGUUUCGUGCCUAAAAAAGAGUACAUUUUGUAUCCAUGGCGAUAUUCGACGCGGCAACCUAGCAACUACCGCACAUUGCAAGACAUCGGUGAAUAUACUGCAAGGCAAUCGCGACUUCCAGACGGACGACUUUAUGAGGUACACCAAAGCAGCAAUGACGUAAGGGUGGCGGGCUCGCUGAGCGACUACUUGUCAGGAGUGGUGGGGGUAGAUCUAGUGUUCCUCAUCAAGCCGUAUCAUGCAUUGUUUCCCAACUACACAGACUUCAGCUUGUUGGAGACAUACGUGAAGAAAUCCAUGUCGACGAUAUUUAGCGUCGUGCGCGGGUGGCGUAGCAGCACCAGGCAGAACACGCUGUCAUUCUUUGGCAGAGACGUUGAAUUUUAGUUCUAGUCAAUGUUCAUCUUUUUUGGUA
Molecule: messenger RNA, 1273 nt
Organism: Ostrinia furnacalis (Asian corn borer)
Lineage: Eukaryota; Metazoa; Arthropoda; Insecta; Lepidoptera; Crambidae
Product: carboxypeptidase B
Exons: 8
Coding region: 4-1245 (413 amino acids)
Biological process (GO): proteolysis
Molecular function (GO): metallocarboxypeptidase activity; zinc ion binding
Source: RefSeq, a predicted model, not a curated record